Messenger RNA from Plodia interpunctella (Indianmeal moth), 1218 nucleotides. Its product is annotated as cathepsin B-like. Gene Ontology annotation, molecular function: cysteine-type endopeptidase activity. NCBI's taxonomy places the organism in Eukaryota, Metazoa, Arthropoda, Insecta, Lepidoptera, Pyralidae. Gene Ontology annotation, cellular component: lysosome. The record is from RefSeq and is a predicted model, not a curated record. Gene Ontology annotation, biological process: regulation of catalytic activity. The coding region runs from base 48 to 1034 and encodes 328 amino acids. The transcript has a single exon.
CUUAUUUGCAUUGUACUCUUCACUCACAAAGACCAUAACAAAACACAAUGUUAGUGGUAACAUUUGUCCUGUAUUUUGGACUAGCACGAGCAGAUCUUCCCCAUCCACUGUCCGAUGAAUAUAUACAAAUUAUCAACAGCAAUCAGAAUUCAUGGAUCGCUGGCAGAAAUUACCCGGAAGACACUCCGCUUGAACAUUUGAAAGGACGUCUCGGUGCGUUUUUAGGGAGAGAUAGUGAUUUUCCAAUAAUAACUCAUGAAUCAGAUUUCAUUGCCUCGCUCCCUGAAAACUUUGAUCCUAGAGAGAAAUGGCUAAACUGUCCAUCUUUGCACGAAAUCAGAGACCAGGGAAUCUGCGGAAGCUGUUGGGCUCACGGUGCUGUGGAGGCAAUGACUGACAGAUGGUGCAUUCACUCAAAUGGCUCUCAGUUCCAUUUCUCUUCACAGGACAUGGUGGGCUGUUGCAGUAAAGACAACGGCUGUCAUGGUGGAUGGCCUGGUGACGCUUGGAAUUUCUGGAAAAAUAGUGGCCUGGUUUCAGGAGGUAACUAUAAAUCGAAUGAAGGCUGCCAACCAUACACAAUACCUGAGUGUAUACACGGACAUGAUUCCAAUUCUAACUGCACUUAUGAUGGUAUCGUACCGUGUGUUAAGGAAUGUCGAGAUGGCUAUGGGAAGUCUUAUCAGGACGACAAACGAUUUGGAUUAAAGCCUUACCAUGUAGUCGGUGAAGAUAAUAUCAAAGCUGAGUUAUACAAGAAUGGACCUCUAGAGGUUGACUUCACUUGUUGUCCAGAUCUAUUUCACUACAAAAAGGGUGUGUAUAGAUUAAGUGUUCCUAUAAAUCAUGAGUGUGGAGGACAUGCUGUCAAGCUUCUGGGUUGGGGAGUAGAAAAUGGUACUAAAUACUGGUUACUAGCUAACUCGUGGAACACGUACUGGGGAGAGCUCGGAGGAUUUUUUAAGUUUCUACGAGGUGAAAAUCACUUGGGUAUAGAAGAAGACGUCUUUGGAGGCCUACCGAAAUUACAAUAAGUGUAUAUAUUUUUUGACUCUGAUAUCACGAUAUCAAUUUUCGUACUUUCCAUUCAGAUGAUCAGACAAUUUGUAUCACGACCUUUGAUAUUAAAUUAUAUUAAUCAUCCGUAUCUACUGACAAAAUUUGUGUAAUUUUGAAAAAAAAAAAAAAUUAAAUUUAAUAAAGAAUUUUGAAUUUGAA